Passer domesticus (house sparrow) is the source of this 1781-nucleotide messenger RNA. RefSeq lists its product as uncharacterized. The transcript is spliced from 8 exons. The record is from RefSeq and is a predicted model, not a curated record. Bases 378 to 1493 code for a protein of 371 amino acids. Lineage: Eukaryota; Metazoa; Chordata; Aves; Passeriformes; Passeridae.
GGACUGGGAUCGGGGCAAACUGCUUGGAUCAGGACCAUGUGCCGGAGUAAAAGGACAUGGUGGGAGCAGCACCAUGCACAGGAUCAGGACUGGCUGGUGGGGAUGGGACCUUGUGGGGGAUCUGCACCUUCCUGAGGAGCAGGACCACAGCAAUGGCAUGGGAGGCCCAGCAUCACACCUGGGAAAGGACUGGUUGGUGUGAUGGGACCAGGACUAACUGGUGGGUGUGGGAUCAUGCUCAGAACCACCUGCAGGACCAGUCUGAGUGGUGGCACUGGGGCUGUGGAUGGAAUAGGGACUGGAAGAUGGGCACAGGCUCUCGUGGUGGGGCUGGGAAGGUGUGAGGGGUGGGACCAGCCCCUGGUGUGGGGCUGCCGAUGGCUGCAGAGACCAAGCAAAGCCCCCAACCCCAUCAGUGCCAGCUGGGACCCAUUGGCACCCAGCCCCAAGUCCUUAAAGACCCCCAGCUGGUGGGGUGGGGAUGCUGCUCACCAGGGAUGGAGCUGUGCUUGGUGGUGCUGGUGUGUGGGGCUGUGCUGGAGGUGGCAGGCACCACCAUGGCUCCAGUUGCCUCAGAGCCCCCUGGUCACACGGUGACAGCUCCAGUGACGUCCUCAGGCAUGGGGACAGGGAGGGUUCCUGCUCACCCCCUCUCUGAGGAGCCCAUCAUGAACUUCACCCUGAGGCUCCUGGAUGAGGACUCGAGUGCCACUCCAGAGAAGCUGCCAGUGCUCAGCCCUGGCUCUAUGAUCCACCUGGAAGCCAGUGUCCUCUUCAGUCCCAGCAUCUCCAUGAAGAUCCACGUGGAUCAGUGCUACUGGACCUCCUUGGAGCAGCCAGGACACUCCAGGAGGGUCUUCAUGGUGGUGAACAGCCGUGGGUGCCUGCACGGGGAGAAGCUGGGGAACGUGUCUGUCCAGCACCAGAGAGGGGGGUCUGUCCUCCAGCUCUCCAUCCUGGCCCCCACGCUGGAGGGUGAGCAGCAGGUCUACGUGCACUGCCUGUUGAUGGCAUGGGGACAAGGACGUGCCACGAGGUCCUGCUUCUACAGCCACACCACGGCCAGCUGGCACAAUGCAGAGGACCCUGUCCAGAGUACCCCAUGCUGCUGCUGUGACAGUGGUUGUCCUGCUGCUGACACCCUCCAUGGAGACAUGCCAGCAUUCCCAGGAGAGGGGACACUCCACCGGGAGACAGUUGGACCAGUGCUGGUGCAGAAGGAGAAGCUGCCGUGGUAUGAAGCACCGUGCCGGACGGGGAGGAGGUUCCUGCUGGCCCUGGUGGGCAGUGCUGUGCUGGUGGUCUCCGUGCUGGGGGGGCUGCUGGGGCUGGCCCUGAGCACCCGGCGCCUGCGCAGAGCCCCGCGGGGACAGCGGCCACCGAGGCAGAGGUGUCCCUUCCAGGCUGAGCUGCAGAGCGUGGUGGGGACCCUGCUCCUCAGGGAGACGGAGAAACAGGGCCAGAUGGGACCAGAGCCUCCUUCUCACCAAUAAAUGUGGCUUUGCUUUCUCUAAAGCUUCUCCUGGUUGGCAAUGUGUGGAUGCCACCAAGGGAUGGAGAUGUGCCCCUACACUGGCAAGCCACAUCUCCAGGGUCCUGUGGCUUCCAAAUGGAGUGGCACUGUCCCAGCCUGUGGUGCUGGAGAUGGUACCUCCUGGCUGGGUGGAUUUUAUGUCCUUAGAGAUCAUGCAGCUCCUUGGGGACAGCCCCCAGGAUGUCCCAUGAGGCUGUGGAGAUGGAAAGGUUCCAGGCUGGGGACAGCAGGGCUGCUCUGGGCAGGC